This is a messenger RNA of Rotaria sordida, 1323 nucleotides long. The record is from the annotation of a GenBank genome assembly. NCBI's taxonomy places the organism in Eukaryota, Metazoa, Rotifera, Eurotatoria, Philodinida, Philodinidae.
AUGAAUCGUUUCUUACUCGACUCAAUUUUAUCAAAAAUUGAAGAUCAUUUAAUAUGUUCAUUUUGUCAUUAUGUACUUAUCGAACCAAAAAAGAUUUCAUGUGGUCAUCGAUAUUGUUUUUCUUGUCUUGAAAAAGUUAAAAAAACUAAACAACCAUCUAUAUGUGUUGUAAAUGAUUGUGGUCAAAUAAUCAUGAACGAUGAAAUUUGUUUCGAUUUCGAUAUAGUAAAUGAUUUAGUACAUUUGAGAAAUAUUGCUUGUCUUAAUCAAUCACAUGGAUGUUUGUGGAUAGGAAAUUAUUUAUCAUAUACAAUUCAUUUGCAAAUGUGUACAUUUGAACAUUUUCAAUGUCAAUAUUGUUCAAUAUCGUUUACUGAUCGACUUUUAUAUAAACAACAUUAUAGAACUUGUCGAAAAGCUUUAGUUUCAUGUCCAUACAAGAAGUUCGGCUGUAAUGUUGAGAUUCAUCAAGAAGCUCUCGAUUAUCAUAUUCUAAUGUCAUCAGUUAAACAUUUACAAUUAGUUAAUAAUUUCAUUUCAUCUUUUGAAAAUCAAUCAUUAACAACUUGUCUACAAUCAUUAUCUACAUUUUCUCAUAUAACAUCGACAACAGAAAAUUCAAAUAUUCAAUUGUUAGAAAAAGAAGUUGUUGAACAAGCUAAGAUAAUUGAAGAAUUACAUUUAGAAGAAAAAUUUCUUCAUUCAAAUAACAAUAAAUUUGAACAAAUUACACGAAAUUUAUAUGAAAGAUUUAAUGUAGAAUCAUCUGAAGAUGAAUUAAAUGAAACACGAAAAGAACAUGCAUUAUCAAGUUUAUUUAAUUCUAACAAUAAAACAUAUUUAUGGUAUAUUGAUCAUAUUGAAGAAUUAUUAAAAAAUACAAAACAACCUUCUGAACCAUUAUGUAUUACUUCACCUUCAUUUAAUAGUUCAAUAUAUGAUUAUAAAGUUAUUUUAAAAUUAUACUUGAAUAGUGAUCAAAUAGCAGAAAAUACACAUUUAUCAUUAGAUGUAAUUGUAAUGUGUGAUAAUAAUGAUUCAUUAAUAAAAUGGCCAUUUUAUUAUGAAAUUAUAUUAUGUUUAUUUGAUACAAGUUGCAAAAAUGAACAUGUAAUUCAUAUAUUGACGACACCAGAUAUUGAUAAUCAAUUUAAUCAAAAGUCACAAAAGAAUGAAAAUUUAAAUUUUACAAUAUCAAAAUUUUGUCCAUUAUGGAAAUUAUUUCAUAAAGAAUUUGGUUAUAGUGAUCAUGAUGCAUUGUCAAUUAUGGCCUUAGUCAAUAUUGAUUUUGAUAAAAUAGCUAUUCGACAAUCAGAUAAUUAA